Messenger RNA from Merops nubicus (carmine bee-eater), 6358 nucleotides. It is a transcript of the gene TCF20, whose product is annotated as transcription factor 20 (AR1). The coding region runs from base 39 to 5717 and encodes 1892 amino acids. NCBI's taxonomy places the organism in Eukaryota, Metazoa, Chordata, Aves, Coraciiformes, Meropidae. Gene Ontology annotation, biological process: regulation of transcription by RNA polymerase II. Gene Ontology annotation, cellular component: nucleus. The record is from RefSeq and is a predicted model, not a curated record. The transcript is spliced from 7 exons.
AGGAGGGCUUUCGAGCUGCUGCUCUGCUGCUGAACAGCAUGCAGUCUUUUCGGGAGCAAAGUAGUUACCACGGGACCCAGCAGAGCUACCCGCAGGACGUGCACGGCUCAUCCCAACUGGAGGAGUUCAGCCCCCGCCAGCAGGCCCAGAUGUUCCAGAGCUUUGGAGGAGGUGCUGGCAGUGGACGUCGUGGAGCAGCAGGAGCCUCUACAGCGAUGCCUGGUGAGAGCUCUGGCCAUCAGAGCUACCAAGGUUUCAGGAAGGAAGCAGGAGAGUUUUACUACAUGGCUGCCAACAAAGAUCCCGUGUCGUCAGGAGGGCAGCAGCCGCCUCAGCGCAGGCCUUCUGGACCGGUGCAGAGCUAUGGGCCACCUCAAGGGAGCAGCUUUGGGAGCCAGUAUGGGAGCGAGGGACACGUGGGCCAGUUUCAAACGCAGCAUUCGACCCUUGGGGGUGUAUCCCACUAUCAACAGGAUUAUACUGGUCCUUUUUCUCCAGGGAGUGCCCAGUAUCAGCAGCAGGCUUCUAGCCAGCAGCAGCAGGUGCAGCAGCUGAGACAGCAGAUCUAUCAGUCUCACCAGCCCUUACCCCAGGCUUCCAGCCAGUCUGCUUCCAGCACCUCCCACCUGCAGCCAAUGCAGCGCCCAUCCACCCUGCCUUCCUCUGCCUCUGGGUACCAGUUACGAGUGGGUCAGUUCAGCCAACACUAUCAGCCACCUUCGUCCUCUUCCUCCUCCUCUUUCCCCUCCCCGCAGCGCUUUGGCCAGUCGGGGCAGAACUACGACGGGAGCUACAGCGUGAACUCCGGCUCGCAGUACGAGGGCCACACCGUGGGCUCCAACGCCCAGGCCUACGGCACCCAGUCCAACUACAGCUUCCAGACCCAGCCCAUGAAGAGCUUCGAGCAGUCCAAGCUGCCCCAGAGCGGGCAGCAGGGGCAGCAGCAGCAGCACCCCCCUCAGCACGUCAUGCAGUACUCCAACGCUGCCACCAAGCUCUCUCUGCAAAGCCAAGUGGGGCAGUACAGCCAGACUGAGGUUCCCGUCAGGUCACCCAUGCAGUUCCACCAGAACUUCAGUCCAAUCUCUAAUCCGUCCCCUGCUGCAUCUGUGGUUCAGUCUCCGAGCUGCAGCUCUACCCCUUCCCCACUCAUGCCAGGUGGAGAAAAUCUGCAGUGUGGGCAAGGCAACAUGUCCAUGGGUUCUAGAAACCGAAUCCUGCAGAUGAUGCCCCAGCUUAGUCCUACGCCGUCUAUGAUGCCGAGCCCAAAUGCUCACGCAGGAGGAUUCAAGGGGUUUGGGCUGGAAGGACUGCAGGAAAAAAGGCUGACAGACCCAGGGCUGAGCAGCCUGAGUGCUCUGAGUUCUCAAGUGGCCAACCUGCCCAACACAGUCCAGCAUAUGUUGCUCUCGGAUGCUUUGGCACCUCAGAAAAAAAGUUCCAAAAGAUCAUCCUCUUCGAAGAAGGCCGACAGCUGCACCAACUCGGAAGGCUCCUCCCAGGCAGAGGAGCAACUCAAGUCUCCCUUGGCAGAGUCCCUUGAUGGUGGCUGGUGCCGCAUGAGACAGCUGAGUGGCCAGAGCACCAGCUCGGACACCACUUACAAAGGGGGUAACCUAGAGAGAUCCAACUCCUCACCAGCACAAGGCUCGCAGAAUGAGCCGUCAAAGCUCAGCAGCAGCCCUGCAGCUAGGGAAGAGGUGGCUUCCCCUGAUGGGAAGGAAGCUGUGGUGGCUGUGGAAAAUGCCCCGAAAGUGAAUGAAAAGGCAGUUGGGGUGAUUGUCUCCCGUGAAGCCAUGGCAGGAAGGGUAGAAAAGUCAGGUGGACAGGAUAAACCCACCCAGGAUGAUGCUUCCACAGCCACCCCGGCACCAGCGAGCGCUGGCGGGGCUAAAGAAGCUGGGCAUGCAGGGACACAGCCAGAGACUCCAGGGGCAAGUAAAGGCAGCAAAAGUGGAGAUAACACUAACCAUAAUGGAGAGGGGAACAGCCAGCCCAGUCAUCCAGUCGUUGGGCCAAAUUUUCCUGCAAGAACAGAACCUUCCAAAUCUCCUGGCAGUUUAAGGUAUAGUUACAAGGAUAAUAUAGCAGCUGGUAUCCAGAGGAACAUCGGUGGCUUUCCACAGUAUCCUUCUGGUCAAGAAAAAGGGGAUUUUCCAGGGCACAGUGAGCGCAAAGGCCGGAAUGAGAAGUUUCCCAGCCUCCUCCAGGAGGUCUUGCAGGGUUACCACCAUCAUCCAGACAGAAGGUACUCUAGGAAUGCACAGGAGCAUUCUGGGAUGGCUGGGAGUUUGGAGGGAGCCAUGAGGCCAAACAUCUUAAUUAGUCAGGCCAAUGAAUUGACCAAUAGAGGCCUCUUAAAUAAAAGCAUGGGGUCUCUCCUGGAAGGCCCUCACUGGGGUCCCUGGGAUAGGAAGUCCAGCAGUGCCGCUCCUGACAUGAAACAGAUCAGUCUAGCUGACUACCCUCUUGCUAGAAAGUUCGAUGUGGAGUCUCAGUCCUCUGCCCAUGAAGGGGGAGCGCUCUCAGAGAGGAGAUCAGUGAUAUGUGACAUCUCCCCGUUAAGGCAGCUUGUCAGAGAUCCUGUCCCUCACCCGAUGGGGCACAUGGGUCCUGAGGCCAGGAGCGGAAGGAGCGAGCGUCUUGCCCCAGGCUUGAACCAGUCAGUGAUACUCCCAGGUGGUUUACUAUCCAUGGAAGCAAAGAUGAAAUCUCACAGUGGGCAAAUAAAGGAAGAAGAUUUUGAACAGUCAAAGAGCUCAGCUAGCCUCAAUAACAGAAAAACAGGAGAUCAUUGUCAUCCUGCCGGCCUCAAGCACGAAUCUUUCCGAGGCAGCGCCAACCCUGGAGCCGCGGUCUCCGAUGCUGCUCCAGACUACAGUCCCCAGCAGGAGAGCAGAUCCACGCAGAUGAGACGAGGACCUGGCAGAACUGGAAGCAGCAGGGGUAAAUCACCUUCUCAAUUUCAGGAUCUUGCUGAUAAGCUGAAAAUGUCACCGGGCAGAAGCAGAGGCCCAGGGAUGGAUUUGCAUCACAUGAACCCGCACAUGACGCUCUCCGAAAGAGUGAGCAGGGGUUCCUUGCAUUCUGCUUACCCUCAGAAUUCAGAAGGCCCAUCUUUGGCUUCAGCAUAUCACACGAAUGCCAGGCCUCAUGCUUUCGGUGACCCUAACCAGAGUUUAAAUUCCCAGUAUCAUUACAAGAGACAGAUAUACCAGCAACAGCAAGAAGAAUACAAAGAUUGGGCGAGCAGCGCUGCUCAGGGUGUGAUUGCUGCAGCUCAGCACAGGCAGGAAGGUGCAAGGAAGAGCCCCAGACAACAGCAGUUCCUGGAAAGAGUAAGGAGUCCCUUAAAAAACGACAAGGAUGGGAUGAUGUACCUUCAAGGUAGCUCUUACCACGAUGCUGGAAGCCAGGAGUCCGGGCGCUGUGUUAUGGGGAGUGACGGUGCUCAGAGCAAGUGCAGUGAGCUGAAGCAUGGCAACCAGAAGCUGCAGCAUCACGAGUCUGGCUGGGACCUUUCUCGGCAAACUUCUCCUGCCAAAAGCAGUGGCCCUCUUGGAGCAGCCAACCAAAAGAGAUUCUGCCCUCAAGAAAGCGAUGGGCAUCGCCGAGAAGAAUCUGCAGAUUUGCCUAAGCCUAGUAAUGCCAUGCUCAGGCUGCCUGGCCAGGAAGACCAGUCUCCUCAAAAUCCAUUAAUUAUGAGGAGGAGAGUCCGUUCCUUCAUCUCACCUAUCCCUACCAAAAGGCAGCCCCAGGACAUGAAGAACAGCAGCAGUGAAGACAGAGGGCGACUGAUGACUUCAGCGAAAGAAGGAGCUGACAAAACAUACAACUCCUAUGCCCAUUCAUCUCAAAGCCAAGAUGUUGGCAAGUCACUUGCAAAAGGAGAUUCCUUCAAGGACCUGCCGAGUCCCGACAGUCGGAAUUGCCCCGCGGUUUCCCUCACGAGCCCGGCUAAGACCAAAAUACUGCCCCCCAGAAAGGGGCGAGGAUUAAAACUGGAAGCUAUUGUGCAAAAAAUUACCUCUCCCAACAUUAGGAGAAGCGUUUCUACCAACAGCGCUGAAACUGGUGCAGAUACUGUCACUCUUGAUGACAUCCUGUCCCUUAAGAGUGGACCUGAUGGAGGAAAUGUGGCUGGACAUGGAGCAGAGGCUGAGAAGAGAAAAGGAGAGAUGUCAGAUCAAGUAGGGCCCGCCAGCCAGGAUACAGCUGGUGAAAUUACUCUUCCGAGGUCGUCGGAAGAGUGGCAAAGCAAUGAGGAUGAUAAAACCAAGAAAGAGGUCACUGAAAGCACCAGUGUUGGUAAAGAAGGAGCAGGGUCCACGGCGGCACCGCCACCUUCUCAGAAGGCGGGUGGGCAGGGAAGGUCUGACGGGGCCGUGGGCGGAGCUGGAGCUCUGACCUUUCCCGACUCAAAAACAAUUUCCCCUUCCAGUGUGUUUACUUCUGAACCAAAUCCAAAGUCUGAAGAAAAGGAUGGAGACGUGACAAAUAUUUCACCCAAGCCAGAUGGUUUCCCUCCAAAGGGAUAUUUUCCCUCUGGAAAGAAAAAGGGGAGGCCCAUCGGGAGCGUCAACAAGCAGAAGAAGCAGCAGCAGCAACAGCAGCAAGCGCCCCCCGCCCCCCCACCACCCCCCCCGCGGAAGCGGAAGCCCAGACGGGCCGCCCCCAUCGUGGAGCCCCAGGAACCAGAGAUCAAGCUGAAAUACGCCACCCAGCCCGCGGAUAAAUCCGACUCCAAGAACAAGUCCUUCUUCCCUUACAUCCAUGUGGUGAACAAGUGCGAGCUGGGCGCCGUGUGCACAAUCAUUAACGCAGAGGAAGAGGAGCAGAACAAACUGGUGAGGGGUCGGAAGGGGCAGAGGUCUUCGACGCCCCCGCCCAGCAACGCGGAGAGCAAAGCGCUGCCCACCUCCACCUUCAUGCUGCAGGGCCCUGUGGUAACAGAGUCUUCUGUCUUGGGGCACCUGGUUUGCUGCCUGUGUGGCAAGUGGGCCAGCUAUCGUAACAUGGGGGACCUCUUCGGGCCCUUCUACCCCCAGGAUUACGCAGCCACCUUGCCCAAGAACCCACCUCCAAAGAGGGCCACGGAAAUGCAGAGCAAGGUCAAGGUACGGCACAAAAGCGCUUCGAAUGGUUCCAAGACAGACACGGAGGAGGAGGAGGAACAGCAACAGCAGAAGGAGCAGAGAAGCCUCGCUGCUCACCCCCGCUUCAAGAGGCGGCACCGCUCCGAGGACUGUGGUGGAGCCUCUCGGUCACUUUCAAGGGGAGCUUCUUGUAAAAAAGCAACCACUGAUGGUGCCAGUGGUGGUGAAAAGACUCCUUUGGACUCAAAACCCUCUAUGCCCACUUCAGAAGGUGGCACUGAGCUGGAGUUACAAAUUCCUGAACUACCUCUUGACAGCAAUGAAUUUUGGGUCCAUGAGGGUUGUAUUCUCUGGGCCAAUGGGAUCUACCUGGUCUGUGGCAGGCUCUAUGGGCUGCAGGAAGCUGUGGAGAUUGCAAGAGAGAUGAAAUGUUCCCAUUGCCAGGAACCAGGAGCCACCUUAGGCUGCUACAACAAAGGCUGCUCCUUCCGAUACCAUUACCCAUGUGCCAUCGAUGCAGAUUGUUUACUAAACGAAGAGAAUUUCUCAGUGAGGUGCCCCAAGCACAAGAACAAGAUGGUGAAAGGCAGCCUCAGCACAGAGCAGUCGGAGCGGGGGUGAGGGGGGAACUGUACUCCUGGGAAUGGAGAUAAAAGCAAGCACAGGUUAGGCUGUUGAGAUAAAAAGCGGUGGACAUUCGAGGGCCUGGGACCUCUCCUCCUGUGCAGCCAUGCCCCCUCUCGACGUGCCUGCCAAUGCCAGCACUUCCUUCAUCAAUCCUUACAUCACACUCAAGACUGAGGACAUCACAGAAUCUGACCAAGGAGUCUGAACCAGCUGUUUCCAUGGACACAAUCUCCAUAGUGACAGUGGGAAGGGGAGGGGGAAAAAGGAACCAGGUGGGGGGAAUUAAAGAGGGAGGGAUAAAUAUAUAUAUAUAUAAAGAUCUAUUUUUUAGUCUUGAAAGACUUUGUUUUAAAUGAAAGGUGCGCUAUAUCCCUUUUGAUGCUUUUGAUUAAAAUUAACAAAACCCCAUAUAAAUUAAAAAAAGAAACCAACCCUGUAGCUAAAGUAAACCUGAAAUCCAAAAUGAAAGCGAGGCUGAUGGACCCCAACGUUGUGUGGGAAAGAACAGUGGAACUGGGAGCAAGCCAAGUGGGAUUUGUCUCCCCCUUGCUUUCUUUCUCACAACAGCCAAGGGAGUUCAGUUUUAAAAGGAGAAUAAAACCCUCAUCAGUCGUAGGGUGUGGGAGGAAGGCUUG